UUUACUCGACUAAUGCCGCGAAACCCUAAAACCCGAAGGUCGCUUGCCGUGCCGACGAAUUCGCCGGAGCCAUACCCAGACCUUCCCUUCCCCACUGCGGAACAAUGCCGGUCAGUGCGGGACGACCUCCUUGCUUUCCACGGCUUUCCGAAAGAGUUCGAACGCUACCGUCGAAGGGUUCCAACCGCCGAUGAACCCGCGCUCUUCUCCGACGAAAGCGUUCUCGACGGCCUCGUGAGCAUUCUUCUCUCACAGAACACCACCGACGUCAACUCUCGGCGGGCCUUCGCUUCCCUUAAGUCCGCUUUCCCCACUUGGGAAGAGGUUCUUAAUGCGGAGACGAGGAGCGUGGAGAAUGCGAUUCGGUGCGGAGGGUUGGCAGCCAUUAAAGCGGCUCGUAUUAAGAGCAUUAUGAGGGGCGUGAAGGAGAGAAGAGGAGAGAUUUGUCUGGAGUAUUUGAGGGGAUGGUCGGUUGCAGAUGUGAAGGCUGAGCUUUCAGUGUUCAAGGGGAUUGGCCCAAAGACGGUAGCGUUUUCCUUUUAUUUUACUGUGAUUUCUGGCUUUUAGGUGUUUCUUGGCAACAAGUAGGAAUUGGAAAUCAUAGAUAUCAAGAAUUAGUAAAAUUGAGAGGAUUUAAGAU
Molecule: messenger RNA, 640 nt
Organism: Phalaenopsis equestris
Lineage: Eukaryota; Viridiplantae; Streptophyta; Magnoliopsida; Asparagales; Orchidaceae
Product: putative DNA glycosylase At3g47830
Exons: 2
Coding region: 13-567 (184 amino acids)
Biological process (GO): base-excision repair
Molecular function (GO): catalytic activity
Source: RefSeq, a predicted model, not a curated record